This is a messenger RNA of Linum trigynum, 3768 nucleotides long. The record is from the annotation of a GenBank genome assembly. Lineage: Eukaryota; Viridiplantae; Streptophyta; Magnoliopsida; Malpighiales; Linaceae.
GUACAUCAUGUGCAGAUAUAUAUAUGCUCAAUCAAUCACAUGAUCAUAUGCUUUCCAAACUUUUAGGCUGUGUAUCAAUAUAAAGUUAUCAACUAUUGGUUCGAUAAUCAAUAUCAGCAGUUAGAUUAGGUAAUAGGUAUAAAUAUAGAACUGUGAGUCUGUCACAAUACUACUUGCAUGUGAGGUGAAACUGGGCCAACUCCAGCUCCGACCCUAGAACUAUCUUAAAAUACCCAGUUUUAUAGGGUCAAUAGUACAAACUUGGUCUGCUUCGGUCCUAUCCUGUUUGAGCUAGUUGAGUCGGGUCAGGCCAACCUGCUUGCUGGACUCGGCCAAAAUUUACGAAGCAAUAUUUGAAAAUUGACAUUCUGAUAUCCCAAAAUUAUGUUUUUCUUACAAUUUAGUACACGGACUUCAUUUUUUCUACAAACAGGUUCAAAUUUUUUGGUGACAACUGACAACAUUACGUCGAACAUGUCCAAUCUUUUGGUAUGAGAAAUUUCAAAUCACUAAUUGUUCCUAUAUAUAGUCAUAGGGUAAAAAAUGACUCGAUUCCUAUGUUGACCCGACCUAGUACCUACCCAACUCUUAAAGAAUAAAAAAAUGAAUUCAUCCUAAACUGACCUUGUAAAUAAACUGGCACAGCUCGAUCUUCACGGUCGGACCUAAGCCGGGCCGGGCCGGCCAAACCAGUUGAUAUCUAGGGCCAAACUUACAACCCUAGCUACAUGCAGCUGUCGUUUUACAAAAAUCAUCAUUUUGAUUACUCACAUGCUGCAAUUUCAGCCUUUUAGCACAAGCAUGGCAUAUGAUAAUUGGAGCCAUGCGUUUGGCAGGUGCUCAUGCAUGUGUGUUUUGGCAACUAGGACAGCUCCUCUAAUGUGGUGCUGCUGAUCAUGAGUGGGAGCUUGAGAGACAGUUAUGAUCAAUUAUGACACUCCAGAUUUCGUUGGUUCUUUAACGCUCAUCAUCACCAGCCUACAGUAACGUCUACUUUGUGAGAAACAAAAGGAAGUGCCGACAUUGGAAGGAAGAAAAAAAACUGUUUUUGGUUAACGGAUCUAUCGACGUUUAGAACAUGAUUCUCAAAUCAACGAAUUCUAACCUUUAGAGACAAAUUUAUAUUCAUUUAGAUGGAUUCUGUUUGAGCCAAGUUCCUUUCCUCCAAGCUCCGACGUUCUUCUUCCACGCCGUGCGCCUCCUUUCUUACUUCUCCGAGCCCUGAAGCGCCCAACACCCUACACACAAAGCGCAUAGCAGACCUGGGUGAUCCGUUAGCAUUCCAACGCUCAAAUGAGACAUUCUCGCUAGAGAGAGAAGUAAGAGAAGUUUAGAGAGAGAAGUCUCAACCUGAGUAAAUGAGGUUCACCAACUGUCCUAUUUAUACCCGAAACCCUGCCGACCGUUGCCCCCCCCCCCCCCCCAAAUCCGCCCUACGUCAUCACUUCAUUAAAUGCAACAUACUAUCACAUUGUCAAGCGCCUCGACCCAUCUGACACCGCGUUCAGAGGUUCGAGGCGCGUGACAUCAUUUGUUGCGCCCUCCGUACGCUUUCGACCGUUAUGCUUUUUUGUCCUUAUGGGCUUGGUGUCGGAACCCGGCCCCACUCCAAGUCUGCCCUUCUGCCCCCAUUGGGCCAGAUUUUCCCACUGUUGUGCCUAUAUUUCGGGCCGAGCUUGGCUCUCUGAGCCUCUUUACUGGGUCUUUUCAUGCCCCCAACAUAUUCCUCUGGAGCCGGAGAUUGAAGAACGAAUGACAAAACCUGCUUCAUUUGGUCGGCGUGGAAAGGAGCUAGGAGGAGGAAUCGGGAAUGAUAGGAAAGUUCGAAUUUGGGGGGGACGAUAAGAAGGAAAGAAGACGACAGAGAAAAAAAAAAGAGAAGACAGAAAUGAACAUGAGGAGAAAGGAAAUAUGAAUUUUUUUAUUAUUAUAAUUGUGGCGGUCUCGAAAUUUCUCGUUCUCAAUUUCAUUUUAGACGCAUGAUUGUGCCAAAAUCCUAUAUGAUAAUGGAUUAUGCUAUGAUCUCUCGUAAAAUCUCUUUUACAAACAACCCAUAAUCUAUCUACACAAUAAAUAAAAGCCAAAUGAGAAAACUUGAAGAUCCAUUUUAAAUUUCUUGCAUCUAGAGUGAAAGUAGGAAGGAUAUUUUGGUCUUCACAAUUACUUUAUUUUAUUACAUUAAAAUACCAAUUACUAGGAUUCGAACCAUGACCACUUUAAAGAAAAACAAAUAUCAUAACCAAUCACACUAAGUACAUUUGUUAUAUCUUUUUAAAUUAAAAACAUAUAAUCGCAGAGAGGAAAAAACCCUUUCCCAUUUCAAAUUCUCUGCUCCAGGAGCGUUUGUAGGAAGGGUAGAAUAGGGAGUGUCAAUUUUUUUCUUUUUCCUUUGUGGAACGGGCCAACUUACCGUACACAUGCGGAUUUAAACGGGUCCAGGAGUGUCAAUUUUUUUCUUUAAGUCCUUUUAUUUCUCAGUGGUGGUAAAAUAUAUAUGAAAAGGCAAAAACAAUACUCCUUUUUAUUGCUAAAAAGAAAAAAAUUUAACAAUAAACUAAUGUAUGGAUUCUAAUGGGCUAACCGCUAAUCAUAAAAUAAAAGAGUUGAAUGGGCCUGACCUACACAGGAUUUGCCCAUCAAGUAAAACAAAUGAAUAUCAUGGGUUUGCCAUUCUAAAACAAGCUAUUUUCUCUGGCAUAAUAUAUAUUUUUAUACUAUUAUUUUAUAUCUUAGUGGCUAAAAUAUAAUGUAUUUUAAAGUUAUUCAAUGGUUCAACCUCGACCAACCCAAUUAGUCCAAUUUUUAUCAUUUCAAAUAUAUAUUAUGUAAUUAUUUGAUAUAAUAAUGAUUAAAUUAUAGUGUAUAUUAUAGGGAAUCGUUUGGUACUUGUUAGUAAAAAACUAAACAAAAAGAUCUAUUUGGUUAUUUUUAACAUUAAAACGAUCCUAAGCAUUUUAAGUUUCCUUUCGAAAUUCCAUAGUUUUAUUCCCGAAUCAGUGAUGUGCAAAUGGCGAAUUGCAGUCAUCUCUUUUCUUUCAUUAUUUUUUAUUUUCAAAUAGAAAGUUUAAAAGUAAAGAAUAAUUAGAGUUUGGCAUGGGUCGGUCAAACAUGCCGAAUUUCAAGUUUUGGCCCGUUUUGAUCAAGUCUAAUUUAUAAUCACAUGGUUCCCUGAUACCCGAUAAAAAUCUCAAUCCAAACCAGUUUGGCAGGUGAGUCCGUGUUUACCACCAUUUUCUAGGGAUACUGGAACGUUGGUUCCUAUCCCAAAUCGUGUUGUUCAUUCUUGAUUUCUUUAGAUUUUAUCAUGGUUUGGCAAAAAACCAGAAAGCACAAUGAUGACAAGAUGAAAGUUUUAUAAAUCAAAUUAAUCGUCCAACGGGCCGACUAAAAGCUAGCAACGAUUGUGAGAUGCUCAUUUCCCGAAAACCGGCAGGAUAGGCGAUUUUUAAUUCGAUUUUCUGGAAUUCGGUUUCUAUAAAACUUACUCCACCUCAUCAUAUUACCAGAAACAAUAUUGUUUCACAAGGUAAUAGGUACUUAAUUUUGGUUCAAAAGACUGAUUUUUGAUUCGUUGCAUCAUUCAUGUCUCUUUCUUACUAAAAUUCACUAUUUUUAUCACAUGUUUCCAAAAAAAAAAAAAAAAAAAAUUAUACAACAAUAAACUACACACCCCAUUACAUUAUCAAAUUUCAUACCUCACCUUCCUCCGGCCAAAUGGCCGGGCUCACGCUAGUUGUAUUUGGAAGACAAGAAAAUAUGUGUAGAUAA